Molecule: messenger RNA, 2015 nt
Organism: Folsomia candida
Lineage: Eukaryota; Metazoa; Arthropoda; Collembola; Entomobryomorpha; Isotomidae
Exons: 2
Coding region: 622-1884 (420 amino acids)
Molecular function (GO): protein binding
Source: RefSeq, a predicted model, not a curated record
ACAUACAUGAAGCUUUCUAGUGUUACAUAAUAAAAUAAGUGAUUAGGCAAGUGAUACUAAAUCAAUAAUACACUCAUAUGCAGCAUAUUUCCAAUUCUUAAAUAUAUUGAUUAAUUGAUUGAGUAGGAUUUUAUUAAUGGUGUCGGCCACAUCCUCUUUCGGCUUUGGACACUAAAGUUUAGUGACUAAACUGAUAAUGGAAUAUUAUAUUACAUUCGAAUAUGCAUUUGCUGGACUUCUUUGCACUUGAGCUUCAGGUAAAAAUUGCCAUACCCAAAUAUGGUAUUAAAAAUGUAUGUGUGUUUGUAUGCUGUAGAUACGUAUGUAUGUAGUUUAGCUUUGCAAAAAUAUGGCAUGAGUCAAGAAUCUGAUUCGCGAAAGCUGCAAUCUAAUAUUAACCGAACCUCUCGCAAAAAAGCCUCGCAACAAACUACAUAUGCACAUACACAUAUAGAAACAGACACAACUCCGAAAUUUUACCUCUGAUACAUACAUAUAUUACUUGACCUUGUGAUAGAAAACUAGUGAAAAUAUAGGCAAAUAAGUCUUGACUAACUUGUCUGUAUCUGCAUGCAAGAUAUUUGUUAAUAGCAAUCGUUAGUAAAUUAACUUAACUACAAAAUGCUGGACGAAUUACCAGAUGUUGUAAGUAGAUCAAUCGUUGAGCUCUUGGACAUUCAUGAAAAGCUGGCACUUCGUCUCACUUGCACCUCUACCAUGGACUGGGUGACGACGAAAGAUUUUAUCAAAAAGUUUAAGGUGAAAAUCACCUCGAAUGAAGACCUCAUCUCUUGGAUAACCAGAUGCGAGUUAUUUUCAUCCGAGGAUAUUUGCGACAUUUGCAACAGCUUCUGCUUUCAACAAGACUUGAUAGAGUACGACCAAUCGUUGCUGACUGAAUUCUUCUCCUCAUUCCAUGCCCAAAUUGAUACCCUAGAGUUGAAAUACUGUUCUGCUAAAGAUGACGCAUUUUGGAAGAUUCUCUCCCACCUGGACAACUUGACAUCGUUAAUCAUUCAAGAAAUGGAUGUCUCAAACUGUGAGGACGAAGACUUUCAAGAUAAAGCCAGCUUUAGGAUUGAGCUGGAUCACCUAAGGACAUUUUCCGUCGAGCAACUCGUAUUCUGCAAUCCUGGAGACCUUCGAGCAUGGGAAAAGAUUGUAAUACUAUUGGACAUCGGAAGCACCCAUGUCGUCACAAUUCCAAAGCCACGAUACAAAGGGAACGAUAGCUGGGUGACCUGGCCACAAGUGAAAGCACUCCAAUGGGUUCUUAUCGCAGAACCUAUGCUCCAUUAUUUGAAUGGUUGUCCCAAAGGUCACAAAAUCCUUCUCAAUGUCAUACAUUUAGUGCCCAUUCACUUCGGGAGGUUGGCGGAACGCUGCAUGGCGAUGAACGAGGCUGGGUGUGACAUUUACUUUAACAAUGUCCACUCUAAUCAUGUCAAAUAUGUGUUCCUGCUGGCUGGAAAUGAACACGAGGAAGAUUUUCUGGGUCGAAUCGUAUCUAUUCGAGAGAAGAUAGAUGAUCGACGUCCUCUCCGGAGGUGGACGGCAUUGGAGGAAUUGUCCAUAAAAACGAGUCGAUGUGACGUACGAAAUUCUUACGAGGGAGGGGACUUAGUAUUUCCUCAAUUGAAGAAAAUUGAAAUUGACUUUGACUCUGUGUCGAAGGAUGACCCAGGAUUCGUGGCUUUGUACAGAGUUAUCAAUUUGCUCUUAAAAGUUAAGAGGACCAGCGUGGAAGAAGUGGUACUGAAAUGGGGUCAACACUUACACGACACACCAUUAAGUGUUGUGAAUUUUCGCGAAAUCAAAGAUAAUUUUAGUUCGCUUCGGUCAUUCGUUGUCAUUUCUGAUGGGGUUGUCAAAAGGAUUGUUUGACACUGAUAAGCAAUCUAUUGAACAUGCGUACAUUGUAAAUUAUGCAUAAUUGAGAUGCAUUCUUUUCGGAUUUUUGUUAAGAAAUUAUUAAUAUAUGUACACUAAAUAAAGUUAUAAUUAAGGGAAUUUAA